Messenger RNA from Myiozetetes cayanensis, 1888 nucleotides. Its product is annotated as retinitis pigmentosa 1-like 1 protein. Gene Ontology annotation, biological process: double-strand break repair involved in meiotic recombination. NCBI's taxonomy places the organism in Eukaryota, Metazoa, Chordata, Aves, Passeriformes, Tyrannidae. The record is from RefSeq and is a predicted model, not a curated record. The coding region runs from base 13 to 1836 and encodes 607 amino acids. The transcript has 8 exons.
UUUGGCACCGCGAUGGGGAAGCGCAGGGACCGUUCCUGCCCAGGCAACAGGAGAUUCCAGGCUCCCAAGCGGAUCCUCCGGGAAACUUCGGGAGCUGCUGGCGCGGCCGUUCCCAUUCCCACUGAUCCCACCGGGAUGGACCCCCAGGGCAGCGGGAAUGAGGCUGAUCCCGAGGGAAUCCAGGUGGGAGAGCGUGGAGCCGGACCCCCUCAGGAAGGAACAGACGAGGGAAUCAGAGAUCCUGGAGCACCGAAACAGGGAAUUCCGCAUGGGAUGGGAGAGGAUCAUCUGGAGUUGUCCCAACAGGGAAUUCUGGAGGUGGAUGGGGCAGGAGAGGAGCAGAGAGAGCCACCAAAACCAGGAAACUGGGAUGGGAUGGGAGAGAACUGUCCAGAAUCACCCAAACCGGGAAUUUUGGAGAUGGACGGGGCAGGAGAGGAUGGGCUGGAGUCAGUGGAGCAGGAAACUUCGGAUGGGAUGGGAGAGAAUCACCUGGAAUCAUCGCAGCUGGGAAUGCCAGAGAAAGAUGGGGCAGGAGAGGAACAGCUGGAAACAGCAAAACAUGGAAUUCCAGAGGCAGAUGGGGCAGGAGAGGAACAGCAGGAGCCACUGAGAGAGGGAAUUUUGGAUGGGAUGGGAGUGGAGCGAGUGGAAUCAUCCCAGCUGGGAACUCCAGAGGCAGAUGGGGCAGGAGAGGAACAGCUGGAAACAGCAAAACAUGGAAUUCCAGAGGCAGAUGGGGCAGGAGAGGAACAGCUGGAGCCACUGAGAGAGGGAAUUUUGGAUGGAAUGGGAGAGGAGCAACUGGAAUCAUCGCAGCUGAGAACUCCAGAGGCAGAUGAGGCAGGAGAGGAACAGGGGGAAACAGCAAAACAUGGAAUUCCAGAGGCAGAUGGGGCAGGAGAGGAGCAGUUGGAGCAGCUGGAACAGGGAAUUUCAGAGGGAACAGGAGAGAAUGGGCUGGAAUCACCAAAACCAGGAAUUUCAGGGGCAGAUGGGGCAGGAGAGGAGCAUCUGGAAACACCAACACCUGGAAUUGUGGGUGGGGGAGGAGAGGAGGCACCGAAACCGGGAAUUCCGGAGGGGAAUGAGGCAGGAGAAGAGCAGCCCGAGCCACCAAGAGACGGAAUUCGGGAUGGAACAGGAGAGAACGAGCCAGAAUCCCCAAAGCAGAAUUCCAGAGCCCCCGAGGACACAGCCACAGCCACGGAGGGUCCGGAUGCAGCGGGAGAGAGGGAAGGAGGGGACCUGGAGCAGGGAUGGGGGGGGGACACGACAACACAGGAUCGGCCCCAAGACCCCCGGAGUGGGGAGGGGGACCCGGAGAGUGGGAAUGGCGAGAGUGGGAAUGGUGAGAGGGGGAAUUCAGACAGUGGGAAUUGCAAGAAUUCUGAGAGUGGGAACGAUGAAAGCAGGAAUGCCCAGAGUAGGAAUACCAGGAGUGGGAAUGGCGAGAGUGGGAAUUCAGAGGGCGGGAACACUCGGAGUGGGAAUUCCAACACGGAGCUCCCGGAGCCGGAUCCCGCAGCUUCCAGCACCGACCCCCAGGAACACUGGGAAGGGAUCAGCCUGGAGCUCCCAAUAGAGCAGCUGCCCCUGGACACCCCUGGACACGAGGCCAGGAGCUGGAUCCACCCCAAAUCCAUUGGGAACAGCCCGGCCGUGCCGUGGGACAGCAGCAGGGCGGAGCCGGCGGACGCCACCGACAUCAUCCGGGGGCUCAUCCGGGAGCUCUCGGACCUCAACCGCCUGGCCAUGGGGGCCCGCCGGGGGCUGGAGCUGCUCCGCAGGCCGAGGCCGCGCCAGGGCCGGAGGAGCCGCUGGAAGGAGCCGUAGGGACACCGGGACACCUGGAACAGCCCUUUAUUCAUGGAAUAAACACUCCUCC